AUGGCGCUCACCACGCUUGACCAACGGGUCAGCAAUUAUAUCCAACGUAUUUUCAGCGAUCCAUCCAGCGAUGAUGUGCUGAAUAUUUUCAAACGAUUCCAUGCUUCUCCAUUGUCUCGUCAUAAGGAUGUGGUCGACGAUAUGGUCAGGCUUACACCACCGACUAGACGACUAGCCACCGAUGAGCAAACGAUAUCGGAAACCGAUAGCGGUGAGGAGAAAAACAAAUCGCGGUCCCAAGACGCGAUUAUCUGCGAGCAAACGCCAAAACCUGAUCCGACGAUCGCCGCGACGGUUGACGAUGACAAGAUAAUCGUACCGUCCAAAGCUGUACAGGGCGAAAUUCGUUAUCUUAUCAACAGCCUAACUUAUUUUACUAACCUUCCGUGUUUUAUGAUUCUGUUACAGUGCAACGCGAUAAAGCUUCUGAUUCCCGAAGAACACUUGCCGUGGUUGUCCAGGUACAUUGUCUUAAAACGGGUGCGACACGAGUACAACUUUCACGAUCUGUACUCAAGAGUGUUGAAUUGUUUGAACAACAAAAGGCUGAAUUCGAUGGUACUAUCGGACACCAUCAAGAAAAUUAAGAUUUUGUUGAGAAGAAACGUAGGCAUUCCAAGUGUGGUGGAUAAAUGGCUAAUCAAAAAUCUGGGACACUGGUUGGGCAUAAUCACUUUGGCGCAAAACAAACCGAUAUCGAAGGACGAUAUUGCCUUGGAAGACUUGUUGAACGAAGCGCACGAGAAAGGUAGCGAAGAGCUGCUGUUCGUCGUGCAGUUGGUGACGAACAUACUCGGAUCUUGCUCGGGGGGAGACUUAGGUCCGGACAGUCCGUGGACAGCUUCUAUAAUAAACUGUCUGUUCGAGUUGUACAAGAAGCCCAACACGACGCUACAAGUGUAAGUCGAAAUCGAAAAGCUGUGUAAAGCGUUAAAUAUCAAGCUCAAGAUUAAUUAGUAUUAUUAAAAUUUUAGCGAAGAGAAACUGGACCAAUUGCAUUUUAAUUAUAAACGAUGACAAAUCGAAGGAAACAAUGUCUACUAAAAUAUGUAAUUUUGCACCUUAUCGCCGGGUAAAACCUUAGGAAUACCCUAUAAACAGUUUUA
Sipha flava (yellow sugarcane aphid) is the source of this 1106-nucleotide messenger RNA. RefSeq names its product CCR4-NOT transcription complex subunit 1-like. Gene Ontology annotation, biological process: nuclear-transcribed mRNA catabolic process, deadenylation-dependent decay. The record is from RefSeq and is a predicted model, not a curated record. The coding region runs from base 1 to 903 and encodes 300 amino acids. Gene Ontology annotation, cellular component: P-body; CCR4-NOT core complex. Gene Ontology annotation, molecular function: molecular adaptor activity. The transcript has 4 exons. Lineage: Eukaryota; Metazoa; Arthropoda; Insecta; Hemiptera; Aphididae.